This is a messenger RNA of Chilo suppressalis (striped riceborer), 1941 nucleotides long. The record is from the annotation of a GenBank genome assembly. Lineage: Eukaryota; Metazoa; Arthropoda; Insecta; Lepidoptera; Crambidae.
UUCGCAACACUAUGACACAAGAACAUAAAAAAGGGUGGAAAUGCCCUGCCUGCUACUGUAAGUUGCCCAAGAACGGAAAUUUAAACACACCAGUGAGACCUUUAAAUCAAAAUGAAAUUGACCGUCGGCCUCAAUCGCCUGAAACUGCAAAUGUCACCUUUCGAAAACAUACAUCUGCCCAAAUAAAUGUUUCUUUGUGUUCAGAGGAUAUUUCCUCUCUGGGAGAUACCAUUUUCACAGAAACCAAAGAAACUAAUACGCCUACCGAAUUAACACUGCAAAUGUUAAGCGAUACGAUUGCUAAAAAACUACAGGAAAAUAAUAUAAAAAUAAUAACAGAGCUACAAAACGCAAUAAAAAACGAAGUACAGCAAUCAGUAAAGAUUUUAAUGGAAGAACUAAAACAAGAUAUACAUUUACUAAAAGAAGAAAAUAACUGCAAUAAGCUGGAAAUACAAAAAUUACAUAUGAAAUUAGAAAACCAACAGAAAGAGAUUGAUCGACUAAAAACAUUCAAUGAAAAUAUUAAUACUGUUGGACACCAAAAUGCUGAAAUAAAUCGGAAAAAAAUAGUACUGUAUGGCUUAAAAGAAUACUACAAAGAACCAGAACAUAAUUUAUUGGAACGAAUCCAUGAAAUUUUUCAGGAAAUUUUAAAUGUAGAUUUAAAUGGAUACAUAGAGGAUACACAUAGAAUAGGACGCUACAAUAACAAUGGAAAUCGACCAUUGGUAAUAGAGCUGAUAAGAAAGAGAAUGGCUAAAUAUUUAAUUGAAAAUAGUAAUUGCUUUAACGGAAUCGUGUUUUCAGUAUCGGAAUUUUUGGACAGGGCCACCCAAUUGAAAAGGAAAGCUUUGCGAGAGGAAAUGCAUAUAGCAAGAAAAAAUGGCCUACAUGCAAUACUGAAAAACAACCAAUUAUUUAUAGAAGGAAAAAGAGUGAAUAUGAGCGAAGUUGCCCAAUCAUUCAACAUGAAGAAUCAGCCCAAUUCAAAAGACUAUGAAAGAAAAACGCAAAGUCCGGAAGAGAAUAAUACAAGCCGUAAUAAUGAUAAUUCCUUUCGAAAAAACUAAAAAAACACAAUUUACGAUUCUGUUCCAGAAUGUUCAAAGUAUCAACAACAAACAACAAAUAAUAGAGGCAUUUUUACAAGAAAAUCCAAUAUAUCAAGCAUUAUGCAUCUCAGAAACAUGGUUAUCCCAAGCUAAACUAGAUUUAUUGAAUUUUAGCGGUUACUAGAUAGCGUCAUCGUUUUGUAGGAGGGAGCGCGCUGGAGAAGGCGUUUGCAUUUUACUAAGAGACUAUUUGGAAUAUACUGAAAUAAUUGAUAUAACUAAAAUUUCACUGGAAUACAUCUUGGAAGUAACAGCGGUAGAAUUAAGUAAAGAAAAUCUAUUGUUAGUAGUAAUGUAUUGGAAUAGAAGAGAGGAAGACGCAUUUCGUGACCGGUUGAAGUUGAUUUUGAACUUUUUAAAUAAAAAAUACUCUAAAUAUAAUAUAAUUAUAGGCGGUGAUUUUAACAUAAAUAUAUUAGACAAUAACAAAAAGGGAACUGAUCUAUUGGAUUUUAUGUUAGAAAAUAAGUUUACACAGCAUAUUAAAGCACCGACACAUAUAACACAGACUACGUCCACAUGUUUGGAUCUUAUAUUUACCAACUUUGACCAUACAUACUUUCAUACCAAUGUAGAGGAGCUGGGUUUUUCGGAUCAUGCUGGAACCACUAUUAAUCUUACAAACAUACGUUCUAAACAAACAUAUUGGUACACAAAAAAACGUUUAUACAACAAUAAAAACAUAUCUGAAUUUAAAUUUCAACUACAACAAAUAAACUGGAAGCAAAUAAUAAACCCACAUAAAAAUAUAAAUGAUAAUUAUAAUGCGUUUCAAGAGACCUUAACUAAAACAUUAAAUACAUCUAUACCAAAGCAGACUAUCAAA